Molecule: messenger RNA, 765 nt
Organism: Ilex paraguariensis (yerba mate)
Lineage: Eukaryota; Viridiplantae; Streptophyta; Magnoliopsida; Aquifoliales; Aquifoliaceae
Source: the annotation of a GenBank genome assembly
ACAAAACCACUAAUCCGUACUUCCACUUCACUCUCUUCAUCACCCCAAUACCGACCAGACCAGUCCAAUCCUCAUCUUUGGGUUUUGGACACUUUUCUCUCUCUACACCAACAUUUAUACCACCCUCUCUUUUCUUCUCAGUUGGCUUUCUUUUUCUUUUCUUUGUCUUUUUGCUGAUCCUUAUCUAGAGAUCAAGAUCUGCAUAGUCGUCUUCUGCUUCAUCUUAUUUUGUGAAACAGCUUUAAGUGACCGAUCGAGGAUCCGCUAAAAUGUCCAUGGAAAAGACACCAGAACGAGUUUGUUAUGUGCAGUGCAACGUCUGCAACACCGUUCUAGCGGUUAGUGUUCCAUGCAGCAGUAUGUUGACCAUUGUGACUGUCAGAUGUGGGCAUUGCGCAAAUUUGCUGUCUGUUAAUAUGGGAGCUGUGCUUCAGACACUUCCUCCCCAAGAUCUCCAGUUGCAGAGACAACAAUCCAGCUUUGAAGAUGUUAGUAAGAACAUUGGGUCGACUUCUACAUGCAGCAAAUUUGCAGCCUUUGAAUCUGCUGAACAUGAACCUAGAAUGCCUCCCAUACGCCCCCCAGAGAAGCGACAACGUGUUCCUUCUGCGUAUAACCGAUUCAUUAAGGAGGAGAUUCAAAGGAUAAAGGCUAGCAAUCCCGACAUUAGCCACCGCGAAGCUUUUAGCACAGCAGCCAAAAACGUAAGUCACAGUUGAGAAAUCAAAAACAAUGGCACUCCAAUAACAUCAAUAGAUUAGAUCG